Cyphellophora attinorum is the source of this 921-nucleotide messenger RNA. RefSeq lists its product as uncharacterized. The transcript is spliced from 3 exons. Bases 1 to 921 code for a protein of 306 amino acids. Gene Ontology annotation, molecular function: oxidoreductase activity. Lineage: Eukaryota; Fungi; Ascomycota; Eurotiomycetes; Chaetothyriales; Cyphellophoraceae. The record is from RefSeq and is a predicted model, not a curated record.
AUGGAGACCGUGAAGAACGCCUCCAAGAACACCAACAAGGACCAGUUUGAGAAGGGACAUGAGGUGCCAAUUACUCACCAAGAGCAGCCUGGAACACAGAGUGAACUGCCAAUCAAGCCCGCCAGCACCAGAAUACCGACCGAAGACGGCGGCUACCAGCUGUACAAGGCAGCCGGCAAAUUGCAGGGCAAGAAUGCCCUCAUCACAGGCGGCGACUCGGGCAUAGGCCGAGCCGUUGCCAUCCUAUUCGCCAUGGAGGGUGCCAACAGCGUCAUCUCCUACCUUCCCGAGGAGGAGAAGGACGCCCAGGAGACCAAGCAGCGCGUCGAGGAAGCUGGCGCCAAGGCCUGGCUGUUUCCUACGGAUGUCCGAUCGAGGGAGAAUUGCCAGAAGCUAGUGGAUUUUGCUCUCGAGCAAGCCGGCCGUAUCAACAUCCUCAUCAACAAUGCUGCCUACCAGAAGGUGAUCAAGGAUAUUCACGAACUCGAAUAUGAACAGUGGCAUAAGACCUUCGAUACAAACAUCCACCCCUAUUUCUACUUGUCGAAAAUGUUACUCCCUCAGAUGAAGUCUGGAGACACGAUCAUCAACAAUGGCUCAAUCAAUGCAUAUGUUGGCCGACCAGACCUGCUUGACUAUACGUCCACCAAGGGAGCCAUCACAUCAUUCACUCGUGGCCUAGCAAAUCAGUUCGUCGACAAAGGCAUCAGAGUCAACCAAGUCUGCCCGGGUCCAGUAUGGACGCCGCUAGUCCCGUCGACGAUGAGCUCCGAGGCUCAAGACUCGUUCACCUCACCUAUGGGAAGACCAGGCCAGCCAAGCGAGAUCGCAACCUGCUUUGUCUUCCUCGCCAGCCAGGACAGUACUCUUAUCAGCGGCCAGUCGCUUCAUCCUAACGGUGGUGUCAUUGUGAACGGCUGA